AUGGCUACCACACAGCGCCUCCGCGCUCGACAGGCCCAUGCCCCUGGCGCAACCUAUCUCGCAUACACACCCAACGGAAAGAAACUCGUCACAGCCGGAGUCGACAACUACUGCCGCGUCUUCACUACGGGCUCCGAUGACGAGCCAGUCACGAUAGAUGAAUGUCAGGAGAACAACACUGCUGUCGUAGCUGGGAAUGGCUACUUCAUCACCGGCUCAGAGGACGGCACAGUGAGCAAGUUCUCGCUCGAUAAUGGCAAGUUCGAAGAGAUUCUGGUCAGGACUACGCUCCCAGUACGGGAUGUAGCUCUUAGCCCGGAUGGCAACUGGAUUGCCGUUGCCAGCGAUGAACUCGUCGUAAACCUCGUAAAUGUCAAAGACAAGAGCAUGAAAAGCUUGCGCGAACAGCCUCGAGCCGUCAAACACGUUUCCUUCGACAAGACCGGGACCCAACUAGCCGUAUCCUGCACCGACGGUCACAUCUACAUGUAUAACCUGGAGGGCGGAGAGCCUGAGAUGGUCAACAGAGUGGAGGGCAUGAUCAAGAGCCUAGAAGCAGAUGCGGAGACGAGUUCGAAAGUCCUUUGGCAUCCAGAUGGGCGAGCUUUUGCUACACCCACCGCCAUGCGCCAGAUACAGGUCAUGUCGACGAGUGAUUGGGAGAGGCAGCGAGUCUUCAAGACAGGUCAUACAGCCGACAUCACCGCCGCGGCAUGGUCACCGAACGGUGCCUUGUUAGCAACUACCUCGAGCGAUCUGAGCCUAUGCCUUUGGGAUACCAAGACACAGAAACAGCUCAAGAAGCUCGACGAUGUCAAGGCUACAAUACUCGCAAUGGCAUGGCACCCAACGGAGAACAUUCUAUCGUACACCAACAACGAAGGCGAACUCUUCAUCCAUACCGACCUCGUUCCCGACGAACAUCUCCCCCUACUACAAAAGCCUACAGUCUCCGCUCCUUUCUUUCACGACCCCUCGGAAGGCCGAGCCGGUGUCCCACAACCAGCGAAGCUCACGAACGGCAACGUACAGACUCUCCCUGGACGGCCGAGACAAAGGAGUGGAACUCCGGACUCGUUAGAGGAUAUCUUGGGCCCAGAGUUCCAGGACGAUGAAGCUCAAGUGGAUGGCGAUGAAGAGAUGGAGGAUUUCGUUAUUGACGACGAUGGCGCUGGAUAUGCUCCUGCAAUCACAGCUGCUAAGAAACGUCCAAACGGACAUCUCACUAGCGGCGUAGAACCUGCCUCGAAACGUCGCGCAUACAGCUCAGCCCUCUUCCGUCCCCAAGUACACGAGCCAUUUCAACCAGGUAGUACACCCUGGCGCGGAAACCGCCGGCUACUCUGCUGUUCAUUAACCGGAUAUGUCGAGACCGUGGAACAGGAGGGCAAGCAUCAUACAGUAAGCGUCAAAUUCUACGAUGAACACACAUUCCGCAACUUCCACUUCACCGACGUCUUCCUAUACGACAAAUCUUGCCUCAACGAGAACGGGACACUGUUCGCCUGCCAACCCAACAGCACAGGUGACGGCAACCCAGCAAUGAUAUACUACCGACCGCACGAGACAUGGACGACAAGAACCGAAUGGCGGACCAAUCUGCCGACUGGAGAAUCCGUCACUGCGAUUGCACUAUCGAAUUCAUAUGUCUGCGUAACUACAUCGACAAACUACGUGCGCAUAUACUCACUCUUCGGUCUUCCGGUACGCGUCUACAGGCAAAAGAGUUCUCCAGCAGUCACCUGCGCAGCGUGGCGCGACUACAUCCUCACGAUUGGCAACGGACCCAUCCAAAACGACCUCAGCACCCAACUCCUCUACACGAUCGAAAACAUCAAACACGACGUCGUCUACCAAGACUCCGACAUCCUCGCCCUACCCCCAGGCACAACUCUAACCUCCGUCUUCUUCUCCGCAGAAGGAGACCCCUACAUCUACGACUCCUCAGGCGUCCUCCUCACCCUCCUCGGCUGGAGAAACACCGGCCAGGCACGCUGGGUCCCCAUGCUCGACACCAAACUCCUCUCGCGCCGCGCCGGCGGCGGAAAAGAAGAGUCCUACUGGCCCGUCGGCGUCGCUUCAUCACCCACAUCCUCCGAAGGCAUAGGAGGCGCAAAGUUCCACUGCAUGAUCAUCAAAGGGCGAGAACAAUACCCCUCAGCACCCGUCCCGCACCUCUCCGAAUUCGGCUUCGAAAUCCCGCUCACGAGUGUCAUCGACAAAGCCAGGAGCAAGAAGAACAGAAGAGGAGGCGAGGAAAGCGACAUGGAAGACGAGGACGAAGACGCCAACGCGCCUCAGACCAACGAGGAGAAACAGCAAGACCACGAACAAGCCUUCAUCCUCGCUUCGACACUACAUUCGCAACUCUCUUCCACCCUGCUCCACACGCGUCCGACGGCGUCGCAGAAAUCGGCGCUGAGUACGCUCGAAGUGGCGAUUGACCGUGCGCUGCUUCAGUUGCUUGGGUUGGAGUGUCUGGCGGGUGAGGAUCAUGGGAUGAAGGCGCUGGAGAUUGUUAGUUUGAUGAGGGAUGCGAAUGGCAAGAUGCUGGAUUUGGCGGGUAAGGUGGCGAGUAGGUAUGGCAGGGAGGUGCUUGGAGAGAAGAUUAGGGAGUUGGCGGAGAAGAAGGCGCUGGCUAGGGAUGAUGCCGAUGAGGACGACUUCUAG
Messenger RNA from Alternaria incomplexa, 2670 nucleotides. RefSeq lists its product as uncharacterized. The transcript has 4 exons. The record is from RefSeq and is a predicted model, not a curated record. Gene Ontology annotation, cellular component: nuclear replication fork. Gene Ontology annotation, molecular function: protein binding; chromatin binding. Bases 1 to 2670 code for a protein of 889 amino acids. NCBI's taxonomy places the organism in Eukaryota, Fungi, Ascomycota, Dothideomycetes, Pleosporales, Pleosporaceae. Gene Ontology annotation, biological process: mitotic cell cycle; DNA-templated DNA replication; DNA repair.